AUGGGAUUCCGCAUCACUACGUGGAAUGUGAACGGCAUCAGAAAUCCGUUCGGAUAUCAACCAUGGAGAGAGCAGCGCACCUUUCAGGCCAUGUUCGAGAUAUUAGAAUCAGAUAUUGUGAUCAUGCAAGAGACAAAGAUUCAGCGAAAAGACUUACAAGAUGACAUGGUUUUAGUCCCAGGCUGGGACGUCUUCUUCAGCUUGCCAAAGCAUAAGAAAGGAUAUUCUGGCGUCGCCAUUUAUACACGAAAUGCCACUUGCGCCCCUAUUAGAGCUGAGGAGGGAAUUACAGGUGUACUUUGUCCCCCUCGAUCAAUGACCAAAUUCCGAGAUCUACCUUCGGACCAACAAAUUGGUGGCUACCCACGUCCCGGUCAGCUUUCAGGCAUUGUCGAAGACACAGUACUUGAUUCUGAAGGCCGAUGUGUUAUUUUAGAGUUUCCAGCAUUUGUGCUGCUUGGUGUUUACAGCCCUGCGAAUCGAGAUGAAAGUCGGGAUGAGUUUCGUACCAGCUUUUUCGAGGCCCUGGAUGUCAGAAUACGAAAUCUCGUGGCCGAAGGGAAGCAGGUCAUUCUUACUGGCGAUUUGAACGUGAUCCGCUCAGAAAUGGACUCAACAAAUGUCCUUGAGACGCUGCGCAAAGAAAAUAUGACUCUUGAGGAGUGGCUUUCUCUUCCGACACGCCGAAUUUUCAAUCAGCUCAUCUUCGAAGGCAACAUUGUUGGAGAUUAUGAUGAAGGUAGAGAAAGUGCAGUAUUGUGGGAUUUGUGCCGUUGUUUUCAUCCAGAUCGACUAGGCAUGAACACUUGUUGGGACACCAAAAGAAACACCCGACCAGCCAACAAUGGCAGCCGAAUAGACUAUAUAUUGUGCAGUCAGGGCAUCAAAGACUGGUUUACAUUUGCCAGCAUCCAGGAAGGUCUGAUGGGUUCAGACCACUGUCCAGUGUUUGCUACCAUCGCUGACACAGUCUCCUUCAAAGACAACCAGGUCUGCCUCAGCGAUGUUAUGAACCCGAUCGGGAUGUUCAAGAAUGGCAAGAGGAUGCGAGAUCUGGUGCAAAAGGACAUUUUGCCACUGUCAGCAAAACUCAUUCCCGAGUUCGACCGACGCCAGAGCAUCAGGGACAUGUUCUUCAAAAAGGGUACCAGCAGCGGCCAUACUCCCGGGCACCAGCCCUCUGCGCCUUCAAGCGUAACAGACGAUUCUACCAUCCAAAUUGCCGACGGUGGUAUGGAGAGUAAACUAGAAAGUGUCAUUCAACCAAGCAGUGCCGAGGUGAUCACCACCACUCCACCAAAAUCCAAAGAGCCCGUGGAUCUACAAUCUAGCCGGCAACAAAAGCGAUCUCCCGACCCAUCCGAUCACACGCCAAGGCAACUGAAGCGAAGCAAAUCGGGAACAGAUUCAGCUGGACCCAAGCAAAAGAUCAUACAGGGGCAAACUACAUUAAAAGGGUUCUUCAAGCCGAUGAGCUCGGCGACAAACUCCGCAGCGGUAACCGGUGGUCAGCAAGCACAGAGCAGCACAACGGAUCGUCCAACUACCACGUCGACAUCACCGCCCAGAGACGCCGUCGCCGGGCUCUACACAGCGGAGAUCGGAACAUUAGCACAUGAGCAAUCUGACCGUGCUAAUGAUGCAGUCGAAGUUCCAAAGUCACCCGAGAAAGUUUUCGACCCUAUAGAAAACAAGGAGUCUUGGUCCAAAUUACUUGGAAAACGAGUUGUCCCCCGAUGUGAACACAAUGAACCAUGCAUCAGCCUCGUCACCAAGAAGCCGGGUGUGAAUCGUGGUACGUAUUUUCAGAACUCUGCAGUAUCCCUCCAACUCUCGCCAGGCACCUUUCCAUCUCGUGCGGCCAUCCUCAUCGAGUGCCAUCUCUCAGACGGUCGUUUUAUAUUUGUCCCCGACCCCUCGGUCCCUCGGGAGAGAAAGAGAAGGCUUCUGAAUGGCGAUGUGGAACUUUCAUCUGGAGUAGUGAUUGGAAUGGCACAUCUUCGACGUAGCUAA
Molecule: messenger RNA, 2013 nt
Organism: Pochonia chlamydosporia 170
Lineage: Eukaryota; Fungi; Ascomycota; Sordariomycetes; Hypocreales; Clavicipitaceae
Product: DNA lyase
Exons: 6
Coding region: 1-2013 (670 amino acids)
Biological process (GO): base-excision repair
Cellular component (GO): nucleus
Molecular function (GO): double-stranded DNA 3'-5' DNA exonuclease activity; DNA-(apurinic or apyrimidinic site) endonuclease activity; phosphoric diester hydrolase activity
Source: RefSeq, a predicted model, not a curated record